GACAAAUGUCUAUUUAACUUUGUAAACGUAUUUAAACUACAAGUACAAGCAAUAUAUCGUGGAGGUUGGAUCAUUUUGGCCAUGGCUCAGCAUUUCCUUGGACAUCCUGGUUCUGCUCCAUUUCAUUCAACACCGAAAGCCAGUCAUAACUGUGUGUCAGCAAAGGGAGAGAGGUCGUCAAGAGAGAGUCUCGGGCAUAGUUUCGACCAUGACUCAACUGGAGAAACAAUCCCUUUUGUAACCCUGGAUGAUAGCCAUGAGCAGCAAAGUGAGGAUUCAGGCAUCAGUGGCUCACACAGAGGUACACCAGUAAAGGAGAUGGAUGAUGGCAUUGUCUUCACCACUAGUAAUGCCAGAAUAGAUGAAAUUGGGAAGAAAGCACAAGACCUUAUAGAGAAGAUCAACCAGAACCGUACAAUGGACCAGAAACUCAUGAACAGCUUUGAGGAGAAGCUAAUGAAUAAGGUUAGUGAGGUGUGCCAGCAGAUGAAGGAGCAGAUGUUUGAAUAUUAUGAGAAACACAGCCGAGGGAUAGAGACGAAGCUUGCUGAGCUCACAGAAGUGUUAGAGCGCAGCAGUCAGCUCGGCACGGAGCUCCAGGAGGCCAGCCAGACACUGGCAGCCAUUAACAAGGUUCUGCAGCAAACCCCGGGCCAGUAGAUACACAGCACACACAUCACAUAGUGCACUAAAACACUUCCAUAGCUCCAGAUGUGGGAUAGCCAAAACAAAGUCAUUUCAUUUGUUGAUAUAAUAGAAAUAAGCGAAACCAGAAGAACUUCUCAACAUUCAAUGUGUGCUACUGUUGAAAGAGGAAGGAAGAUUAACAGUCUUCUUUAUAGCACUGUCUGAAACUAAACAUUUGUUUCAGACAGUG
Hemibagrus wyckioides is the source of this 877-nucleotide messenger RNA. RefSeq names its product synaptonemal complex central element protein 2 (gene syce2). Lineage: Eukaryota; Metazoa; Chordata; Actinopteri; Siluriformes; Bagridae. The transcript is spliced from 5 exons. Gene Ontology annotation, cellular component: central element. Bases 82 to 660 code for a protein of 192 amino acids. Gene Ontology annotation, biological process: synaptonemal complex assembly. The record is from RefSeq and is a predicted model, not a curated record.